Messenger RNA from Camelina sativa (false flax), 805 nucleotides. The record is from RefSeq and is a predicted model, not a curated record. Lineage: Eukaryota; Viridiplantae; Streptophyta; Magnoliopsida; Brassicales; Brassicaceae.
AACCACUUUGCUUCGAUCACCACCGAUGCUUCCUCUCUUCUCUCGAAUCUUCCACUAAAGUAGAGAUUCCUACACACACUUUUGACAAUUCCACCGUGUUUUCACUUCUGUUAAAUGUACUUUUCAAAGAUGUAUUCUCCACAAAUUCUUCUUACCCAAAACAUACGUUGCUUUUAUAAUAAAAUUAUAUCUUCAAGCUGUGUGAGUGUUCUUUGUUUGGCGAAUAUAAAUACACGUCAACAACAACAAGGACACACUUGCGCUCUAAUUACUACUACUUCCUCUGCUUCCAUAUUAUUUUACAAGUUUUUGCUACUAAUUUAGAUAUAUUACUUAAUUUUGUGGCCUAAAUAUGAGCGAUACAAAGUAUGCAUAUCCUUACCCGGCACCGGGAAAUUAUCCCCAAGGUCCACCGCCGCAGUAUUAUCCGCAAGGUCCACCUCCGCCGGUGGGAGUACCACCGCAGUAUUAUCCUCCACCACCACCGCCUCCGCCACCAAAGCGGAAACCUGGUUUUCUUGAAGGACUAUUAGCGGCUCUGUGUUGUUGCUGCUUGGUGGAUGAAUGUUGCUGUGACCCGACCAUUAUAUGUAUUGAUUAAGUAUUAAGAAAUCAUAAUCGCUCACUCUAUGUCUCUGUUAAUUCAUUAUGGUUGUUAUAUGGGAUUUAUUAUUUAAUAAUCGUUGCAAUUUCAUGUGACUACUUUACUUACUUUCUAGUCUCUUUUAUAUCACAGAUUUGUUAGACAGAAAAAAUUUUCUGCAGCUCAUGAAUAAACUAGUAAAAUCAGAUCAAUUUAUUCUGA